Molecule: messenger RNA, 866 nt
Organism: Halichondria panicea
Lineage: Eukaryota; Metazoa; Porifera; Demospongiae; Suberitida; Halichondriidae
Product: elongation factor 1-beta-like
Exons: 7
Coding region: 81-752 (223 amino acids)
Biological process (GO): translational elongation
Cellular component (GO): eukaryotic translation elongation factor 1 complex; cytosol
Molecular function (GO): translation elongation factor activity; guanyl-nucleotide exchange factor activity
Source: RefSeq, a predicted model, not a curated record
AGCUAUUGGGCAGAACCACGUGUUGUGUAUUGUAAAGGGUCGUCAGAAGUUAUAGAUUCUGCUACAAGAUAAGAAGAAAGAUGGGAUUUGGUGAUCUGAAAACUGAUGGUGGGCUGCAGGGCCUCAAUGACUUCCUAGCAGACAAGAGCUAUGUUGAUGGGUGGGUGCCAUCCCAGGCUGACGUGGCAGUGUUUGAGGCUAUGGGGAAUGCUCCCGGUGGCAAGUUUAUCAAUGCUCUCCGAUGGUUCAACCAAAUCAACUCGUACUCCAGUGACGAGAGAUUGACUUGGCCUGGCGUGAUGAAGCCCGUGGGAGAGUAUGGACCAUCUGGAAGUGGCGCCAGCAAGCCAGGUGCCAAAGACGAUGACGAUGAUUUUGACCUGUUUGGAUCUGAUGAAUCUGAGGAUGAAGCUGAAGCCGAGCGGGUGAAGCAGCAAAGGUUGUCAGAGUAUGCCGAGAAGAAGUCCAAGAAGAAGGUGAUUAUUGCCAAGUCCAACAUUAUCCUGGAUGUCAAACCUUGGGAUGACGAAACUGACAUGGGAGUCAUUGAAGCCAAGGUGAGAACCAUUGAAGCUGACGGACUGCUGUGGGGAGCCUCCAAACUUGUGCCUCUCGCCUACGGAAUCAAGAAGUUGCAAAUUUCUUGUGUUGUCGAAGACGACAAGAUUGGUACUGACUUCCUUGAAGAGAGUAUCACAGCGUUCGAGGACGUCGUUCAAUCCGUCGACAUUGCUGCCUUCAAUAAAGUAUAGAGACAAUUUAGGGCCACACUUGUGACCGUAAACUAUUAUGUUCUUGAAUAAUUAUUAUGAAAAAAUGAUACUUGCCUUCUUUGGGGUAUUAUAAUUAUAAUGCCUGACUAUUGA